Messenger RNA from Pseudopipra pipra, 3139 nucleotides. It is a transcript of the gene PRKAR2A, whose product is annotated as protein kinase cAMP-dependent type II regulatory subunit alpha. Bases 157 to 1356 code for a protein of 399 amino acids. The record is from RefSeq and is a predicted model, not a curated record. The transcript has 11 exons. Gene Ontology annotation, molecular function: protein kinase A catalytic subunit binding; cAMP binding; cAMP-dependent protein kinase inhibitor activity. Gene Ontology annotation, cellular component: cAMP-dependent protein kinase complex. NCBI's taxonomy places the organism in Eukaryota, Metazoa, Chordata, Aves, Passeriformes, Pipridae. Gene Ontology annotation, biological process: negative regulation of cAMP-dependent protein kinase activity.
CCGCCCCGCCCCUCCCGUCCGCGCCCCGCGCUCGUGUGACCGGAGCGGCGGGAGUCGGUCCGCGCCCGCCGCGGAGGCCCCGAGCCCGCACUCACACCGCCGCCCGCGGACGGGGCAGGGGAGGGAGGCCAGGCGGCCUCCCGGGCGCCCGGCACCAUGAGCAUCGAGAUCCCGCCGGGCCUCACCGAGCUGCUGCAGGGCUACACGGUGGAGGUGCUGCGGCACCGGCCGUCCGACCUGCUGGGCUUCGCCGCCGACUACUUCGCCCGCCUGCGGGAUGCCCGCGACCAGGAGGCGGGCGGCGGCCGCAGGGUGGUCAGUUUCGACGGGGAGCCCAUGCAGACCGAGUCCAACGGCGACGAGGAGCCCGAGCGCGGCGACGAGGACUCGGACUCCGACUUCGAGCCUCCAGUUGUUAACCGAUACAACAGAAGAGUAUCAGUUUGUGCUGAAGCUUUCAAUCCAGAUGAAGAAGAAGAAGAUACAGAACAAAGGGUAGUUCAUCCAAAAACUGAUGAACAGCGAUGCCGACUGCAGGAAGCUUGUAAAGAUAUCCUGCUCUUCAAAAACCUAGAUCAGGAGCAGCUGUCUCAGGUCCUUGAUGCCAUGUUUGAGAGGAAGGUGAAACCUCAGGAACAUGUGAUUGACCAAGGUGAUGAUGGAGAUAACUUCUAUGUCGUUGAGCGGGGACUGUAUGAUAUUGUUGUAGCAAAAGACAACCAGUCGCGCUGCGUGGGCCGCUACGAUAAUCAUGGCAGCUUUGGGGAACUGGCAUUGAUGUACAACACUCCUAGAGCUGCCACCAUCGUUGCCACAACAGAAGGAGCCCUUUGGGGACUGGAUCGAGUGACAUUCAGAAGAAUUAUACUGAAAAAUAACGCAAAGAAGAGGAAGACGUAUGAAUUAUUUAUUGAGUCUGUGCCCCUUCUUAAAUCCUUGGAGGCAUCAGAGCGAAUGAAGAUAGUGGAUGUUAUAGGAGAGAAAGUGUACCAAGAUGGGGAACGUAUCAUUUCUCAGGGCGAUAAAGCAGAUUGUUUUUACAUUGUAGAAUCUGGUGAAGUAAAAAUCUUGAUUAAAAGCAAGACUAUGACGAGUAAAGAAGCUAACCAAGAAGUGGAGAUUGCCCGGUGUCACAGAGGGCAGUAUUUUGGAGAGCUUGCACUUGUUACCAACAAACCCAGAGCAGCCUCUGCCUAUGCUGUUGGGGAGGUCAAAUGUUUAGUCAUGGAUGUGCAAGCAUUUGAGCGGUUGCUUGGACCCUGCAUGGACAUUAUGAAGAGGAAUAUAACGCAUUAUGAGGAGCAACUGGUGGCAAUGUUUGGCUCUAGCAUGGACCUGUUGGAUCCAGGGAAUUAGGCACAGGGUACCUCAAUGCCUUUUUAGUUCAAGACACAGAAAAGCCUCCUAUCAGCAACACAACUCACAAGGACAACGGACACUAUGGAACAGUUACUGCUGCUGUUUUCUUGGGCAUUUUAGAAACCAUAAACAAGUCUCAGCACAGAUGGAUUGCUCACUCCCUGCCUCCACUUUGCUGCUGAUACUUCAUUAUUAGACCUAGAUUAAAGAUGAUUCUAACCCUAUGUUCACUUACUUGGUUCAGAAUGGCAUCUGUCCAACAGUUCAAGUGCCUGAUAUGAAACCCAAAGUGUGCAAGAUAUAGAAGCCUCCUUCCUUCUGAGUGUUACUGUUGGGAUAAAUUUUCCAAUCAGAUUCUGUAGUGGGAGGUUGCCUGUUCUGCAGAGGCAGCCUGUGGAAUACAGGCCUUUCAUGGACUUACUACCUUCAUCUGAUGCUUUCCUUACACAAUGUCAAAUUUGCUUUUAAUUAUAGCAUCUGGGUUUGAAGUUAAAAUAUCAGUGGAGCCAGUGAAUAAGAUGGCACUGAAAUUUCUGUCCACCUGCUGAAAGUGGCAGGUACUAAAUAGCUCUUUAAACCAAGUAAACCGAGCUGGGGACAUAGGAGAGUCUGCUUAGCAACCAGAUGCAGAAAAUGAAGCAUUACUAUACUUUAAGUGUUUUCUGAGCAGCAAAGAAAAUUGUUUUACUCUAUGCUGCCCAAAAAAGUGCAGUGGUUCAGAUCAAAAAUGGCCUGAAAGUGUCAUAAUUGUCAUCUCCCCAAACUUGCUCCUUGUUCCUGACACUGAGUACAUUUUAUGGUGGUGAGAUCACAACGUAUGACCUUCUCUUGCUUACAGAGAUCCUUUAUACUGCUAGAUUUCCCAGGGCACAGUUGUUGACUGGGUCAGUUUUAAAGCUUUUUAAGGAGGUGAAUGUUUUGUAAUUUAAAUGAAGACUACUUCUGUACUUGUUUACAGGAGCUUCCCCCAGUCCUAACAUUUCACAGUAUUCUAACUUCAUUAGACACUUGGUUGCUUCCAAAUACCACAUUGAUUUGCUAAACUUUUCAAAAGUUGGCAACAUUUGACUUUGUAAAGCAAAUGUCUUUGCUAACUACGCAGUUGGUGUGUUUGAGGAGUCUUUUUGGUCUAGGUGAUAACUAAGCUAAUCAUGUUUAUCUAAAAUACCUGUUAAAUUUGCAGCAUUUAUUAGGUAGAUUCUUGUUUCUAUAGCUUUAAUGACCUUAAUUGGCAUAUGGCUGAGAUUUUAUCAGAGUAUUAUCUAAAUAAGAAUCAGACCAUAAGAAGGACAUUUUUAUGGUGUACAAACAGAAUAUUUAUAUUAAGACAUUGAUUUUGGAGGUAAUAAAUCUAGUGACCCUUUGAAUUUGCAUUCUUCCACAGCUCAUGCAAAACGUACUGGUGUUUUAUGGGGUUAUAAAAUUUUAAUUGUGAAUGCUAGUGUAACAGAACCUGCUCUUUUUAUUCAUGGCCAUGUGAGCAAGAAUGGAAGGAUGCUAAUCUUGAAUUCCUGCUUUUAGUUAUCACAGUGGAUGUUUCUCUGAGGCACGAGAUGCUUAGCAGCAACUCUAAGUUGAUUUCUGGACACUUCCCCACCCCCCCCAAUGGAUUUUCCUCCCAUUUCCUGCAAUAUGAGCAAGAUGGAAAGUUGAUCAAUUUGAAUGGCUGUUGUCCAGUUACUGUAAUUUCAGUCAUAUUUUUAUAUAAUGCAAAUGAUUUGUAAUGGACACCACUGAUCUCGGUGUUUCCAUAUUAUUAAAGUCCUGGUUGUGAUGUCUA